CAGGGUUCGCUGUUCGCUUCCACCGCUUCGCUCUCCGCACAGCGAACUGUCGUCGACGCGGAACUCCGUGUGUGUUUACGGCCCGCUGGCUCUCUUUGUCCGCAGAAAAGGAGCAAAAUGUGCGCCGUGCAGCUGCUGCGUGUGUCGGUCCACGAGCGGCUCAGCGCUGCCGCUGAAGACUUCCUGCUUCGGGUGGAAAAGGGAGAAGAAGCGGCUGAAAUCCAGGCGCUGAGAGCGCUGCUCACCGAGCGGCUAACGGCGGCUGCGGAGGAGAUUGUCGGUCUGUUGGAGGAAACCGUGGCGGAGUACGAAGACAGAGCUGAGCGGUCAGAGCGGGAGAUCUGCCGCCAGAGGAGGCUGCUCGAGGCCGUGCUGAAGCCUGAAGUCCGGCUGCACAGAACAGAGUGUCUGCAGGAAGUGACCUUCACAGUCGGCGCUACAGAUCUGAUCCACAGCGACGCUUCCUGCCCGUCGACGCCUCGCUCUCCCUCUCCCACCAACUGUACACCCACCUCGCCAAGCAGUUCGGCCGUCCACAGUGACGGCGACCGGGCCGAACAGAGUCGUAUUGUGAGAGCUCCGAGGAGGAGGAAGAGAGGGCGGCCGUCGCUCGCCAUCAGGAACAAGCGGAAGAGGUCGACCCCAGCUCAGAGUUUCAGCUGUCACGUGUGUGGCCGCUCUCUGCAGGGGAAAGGUUACCUGCUCAAACACGUGCUGCAGGUCUGCGCCCAGGACCCCGACUGCUGCUGUGGCUUUUGCGGCGAGCGUCUGGACUCUUCCGCCAACCUCACAGCUCACCUGCAAACGCACCGAGAUACGAGUAAAACUUGUACCUUCUGCGGGAAAACUUUCCAGUCCAUCCUGGCACAGGAGCUGCACGUGCGCCUGCACACUGGAGAGAAACCGUACAGCUGCGACAUCUGCGGCAAGAAAUUCAGCCAGAAGGGCAACCUGACGUCACACAUGCACGUGCACGCUGGGGAGAAACCCUUCAAGUGUAAAGAGUGCAGCCGCGCCUUCUGCCACAUAACGUCUUUAGAGCGCCACAUGCAGGAGCACAGCAGAGAGGAGGCGCAUGCCUGCAGCAUCUGUGGCCAAGAGUUCACGCAGCGACGCAGCCUUCGACGACACAUGGCGACUCAUCAGAAGAAUGCCAGCGACAAACCGAAAAGAUUCCGCAGCUCGGAGCCGUCCUAUGGCUGCAAAGUGUGCAGGAACGCCUUCGACAAGAGGAGCCUGCUGGUGAAACACGUAGAGACUCACCUGCAGGACCCGGACUGCUGCUGCGGACUCUGCGGGCACCAGUACGAGUCCGCCACCAGCCUCGCCGCCCACCUGCAUUCCCAUCGCGAGAUUGGCAACACCUGCCACAUCUGUGGAAAGUGCUUCCCAGCUCAGGCGGCGCUGCAGAUGCACCUGAGGAUCCACACCGGAGAGAGACCGUACUCCUGCACCUUCUGCGGGAAGAACUUCAAUCAGAGCGGAAACCUUAAAACGCACCUGAAGAUCCACACGGGCGAGAGGGCGUUCUCCUGCAGCCUCUGCGGGAAGGGUUUCACACAGAAACAGACUCUGGACACGCACGUCCGAUUCCACAACAAGGAGAGGCGCUUCCUGUGCCAGGUGUGCGGGAAGGGUUUCAUGCAGGAAGUGGACCUGAAGAGACACAUGCUGAUCCACACCGGGGAGAAACCCUACUGCUGCAGGGUCUGCGGGAAGAGCUUCCAGGCCAAGCGCUCUCUCAAUGGGCAUCUCAAGGUGCAUGCUGAAGGGGUGGAGCGGGAGCAGGCGGAGGAGCAGCGGAUGGAGGACACGUUCUACUCCGGCUUCAUCCAGCUGUAGCUGCCUGUGUGAGAGGACAACCUCGAAUCCUCGCUAUCUCAGCGUCACCACUGCAGCAGCUCGCAGUUACAACUGCCUGAAAGUCAGUGAAAACAUUCAGUCGCAGGAUCUUUACAGGAGACAUGUUGUCUAAUUUUCCGCUUCAUACUUGUAUUCUUAAAAACAUGUUUACAUGCAUUAAUUCUCAUAAAUCAUUCUGCUUCUC
Molecule: messenger RNA, 2047 nt
Organism: Cottoperca gobio
Lineage: Eukaryota; Metazoa; Chordata; Actinopteri; Perciformes; Bovichtidae
Product: zinc finger protein OZF-like
Exons: 2
Coding region: 118-1842 (574 amino acids)
Biological process (GO): regulation of DNA-templated transcription
Molecular function (GO): RNA polymerase II cis-regulatory region sequence-specific DNA binding; DNA-binding transcription factor activity, RNA polymerase II-specific
Source: RefSeq, a predicted model, not a curated record